AUGACUCCCGCCUCGACAUCGGCGGGAUCGACCCGCGCAUUCACAGCAUGGAAAUUGCCGUGUGCUGUUCCACGGCGAGUCAGGAGAUCGAGGCGUAUUCGAGCUGCGUCUUCGCCUCCCGAGAGCCCCUCUAGGGAUGACCCGGCACCCGCGGAAAACCGCACGCUCCCGCCGAAGGACAGGAGGUUCAAGCCCCUGACGCCGCCGCCGCCCGCGAGCGAGUUCCCGCCGUACGAGCCCCGCGACUUCUUCCGGUACGAGCUCAUCCACCAGUCGAAGAAAUCCGCCGCGAGGGUCGGGCGCAUCUGCACCCCUCACGGCGUCAUCGAGACCCCGGGGUACGUCGCGGUGGGCACGAACGGCGCGUUGAAGGCGGUCCCGCACCAGGAGCUCGCGGCCGCCGGCUUGGACCUGAUGUUCGCCAACACGUAUCAUCUGAUGCUGCAGCCCGGGCCAGACCUGGUGGCGUCGGCGGGUGGACUGCACGAGUUCAUCGGACGCGACGCGCCCAUCAUCACCGACAGCGGGGGUUUCCAGGUGUUCUCGCUCGCACGACCAAACGCUGAGGACGGCCUGGAGAUGAAGUCGCGCAGGGCGACGAAGCAAAAAGGAGGGGACGGGUUGCUCAUCCGCACCAACGAGCACGGCGUGUUGUUCAGGUCGUACAGGGACGGGUCGAGCGUGGUGCUCACCCCCGAGUCCAGCGUCGAGGCGCAGAAGAGCCUCGGCGCUGAUGUCAUCAUCCCGCUCGACGAGCUUCCGCCCUACCACAUCGACCGGGCGGUUUUGGAGAGGAGCGUGUAUCUCAGCCACAGGUGGGAGGCGCGGAGCCUGAAGGCGCACCUGCGGGACGUCCGCCAGCAGGCCAUGUACGCGGUGAUCCACGGCGGGGUAGACAGGGACCUGCGGCGGAUGAGCGUUGAGUACCUCACGUCACUACCUUUCGACGGGUUUGCCAUCGGGGGUAGCCUGGGCAAGGAUACCGCGGAGCUGGUCGAGCUGCUCGGUCAUCUGAUGCCACAGCUACCGAAGGACAGGCCGAACCAUCUGUUGGGCAUCGGCGAUGUUGGAUCAAUACUGGGAUCCAUUCCGCACGGCGUGGACACAUUCGAUUCCACAUUCCCCACCAGGAAUGCUCGUCACGGUCAGCUCAUGACCCGGACCCGGGGCACUUUCAACAUUCAACGUGCGGAGAAUGCGUCAUUACAUGAGCCCGUAUGUCACCAGUGCGCAUGUUCGCUGUGUAAGAAUCACACUGCGUCUUAUUUGCAUCACCUGUUCAGAGCCAACGAGCCAACAGCAGUCACGUUGGCAACUGCUCACAACCUGCACUACAUGGGGUGGUUGAUGCAGACUCAGCGGGAGAAGAUUCUUAACGAUGAGCUGUGA
Micromonas commoda is the source of this 1389-nucleotide messenger RNA. RefSeq lists its product with no specific name. Lineage: Eukaryota; Viridiplantae; Chlorophyta; Mamiellophyceae; Mamiellales; Mamiellaceae. Gene Ontology annotation, molecular function: tRNA-guanosine(34) queuine transglycosylase activity. Bases 1 to 1389 code for a protein of 462 amino acids. The transcript has a single exon. The record is from RefSeq and is a predicted model, not a curated record.